This is a messenger RNA of Paraglomus occultum, 1095 nucleotides long. NCBI's taxonomy places the organism in Eukaryota, Fungi, Glomeromycota, Glomeromycetes, Paraglomerales, Paraglomeraceae. The record is from the annotation of a GenBank genome assembly.
AUGGCUCAAAAUCUGUUUGAAAAUUUUCCUUCUGAAAUCCUAGAUUCUAUAGUUGAACUUGUCGUAUCAGAAUACGAUUCGUAUUCACAUGAAUUUCAUUCAGUAUCUCUCCGAAAACGUGAUCUGUUACGGAUAGCCUAUUCGUGCAAAUGUCUCUGUUUUCCUUCUCUACGAAAAUUGUGGGCCAACAUCUUUGAUGGGUCGUUUCACAUGCCAGCCUUGGAGGUUUUAUUGAUUUCAUUACCACGGGAUAUCAAACAGUCUUUGGGAAUUUACGCUUUGGUUCCUGAGACGACAUUUAUGAACUAUUGCCAAUACAUAAGAUCCGUUUCAUUGGAAACGCUAUUUUCUAACAUCCAUAGAUGGUUAGAGAAACACCAAUCCAGAGGUUCUUUAAUUUACAAUACGCUUGAAAUGCGGAGAGAAGUUGCUCGGGAACUGCUUCGACAGUUCAAGACUUGUACCAAGCCUCUUGAGAAGCUUCGAUGUGUCGGAUUUCAUCAGAAUCCGACGUGGAUAAUCAAUUAUCAACUUGUUCUUGAACCCGAGUUUACUCAAUGGAUUAGCAAAAUAACCAUCCUAGUUAUUCGAGGAGCAUUUAAUUCUGCAGUUUUAAUUAACGGACUGGCAAGGAAUUGUAGAAACAUUGCCAAGUUUGUAUUCAGCUUUUAUCGUUUCGACACGGACUCCUUUACUGAAAUCAUGCAGGCAGCCUUGGAACUUAUAAACGUCCAACACAAACUCAAAUGUCUUGUCUGGAAUGGAAGUCACGCAGUUCAAGGGGACGAUCCGAGCCCUGUUCUCGAAAUUUUGCCCAAUCACGCCGGAACACUUACUUGUCUUCGAUUUGAGCAAAUGGACUUCUCACACAUCCAAUCGUUGGAAAAUCUGGCAGCGUGCGAUAAUUUGGAAAGUCUUACUUUUGAAGGUUGCAGUAAUAUCACUUAUCAAGCGGUCCAACCAAUGGAUCAAGGACUUCAACGGCUGAGAGAGAUCAAGUUGCUCGAGUGUCAGAAUUUUGAUCCGAUGGAAACAUUUGCAAGGGAAAGAGGUAUUCUAGUACUUCCUCCCGGAGUUACAUUCUAUGACACUUGA